ACAGCGCAGCUGGAACCAAAGGGCUGGUCCACGGUCAGAGCACUGGCAGUGCCAUCAUGAUAUCACAGCCCAUAACCAGCGAGACUGUUGUAGUGCUCACACCACAUGGCAUCAACAUCCCCCAAACAGAGAAACCCAAACCCACCAACCAGACGCAGGAUAGCCUGAAGAAACGUCUAAAGGCAGAAGUCAAAGUUAUUGGGUCUAUCCAGAUCCUGUGUGGUGUGAUGCUGUUGAGCUUGGGGAUCAUUUUGGGGUCUGCUUUCUUCUCUGCACAUUUUACCGCAGUGUUUUCUACCCUGUUGAAGUCUGGGUACCCAUUCACAGGAGGCUUGUGUUUUGUCAUCUCUGGAUCUCUAUCAAUCAUCACAGAGAAAAGGUCAACUAAGCCUCUGGUUCAUAGCAGCCUGGCUGGCAGCAUUCUGAGCGCUCUGUCUGCUCUUGUGGGUUCCAUUCUGCUCUCUGUCAACCUGGCUGCUUUGGGUCCUGCCUCACUGCAGUGUGAGUUAAGCAAAUUGAGUACACCAACAGUACAUCACCCUUUUUACUAUCAUCAUGAUCCAUAUGAUAUCAAGGAGUGCCUCGCCGCCAAAGGCACUCUGGCUGGAGUUCUGUCUGUGAUGCUGAUUUGUACUGUGCUGGAGCUUUGCCUAGCUGUGCUCACUGCUGUGCUUUGGUGGAAACAGGCUCACUCUGACUUCCCUGGGAGUGUGCUUUUCUUGCCUCGGAGAUACAUGAAUAAAUCGAGUAUGGCCUCAAAAGUAACUUGUGACCCUGGAUAUGAAGAACUAUUGACUUAGGAAAAAAAGAGAGGGAAUAUUCAUCAGAAAGUUGGUCUUUAUGAUAAUAUAGAAAACUUAACCAUUACAAGAAAG
Molecule: messenger RNA, 875 nt
Organism: Cynocephalus volans (Philippine flying lemur)
Lineage: Eukaryota; Metazoa; Chordata; Mammalia; Dermoptera; Cynocephalidae
Gene: MS4A6E
Product: membrane spanning 4-domains A6E
Exons: 7
Coding region: 57-800 (247 amino acids)
Cellular component (GO): trans-Golgi network; membrane
Source: RefSeq, a predicted model, not a curated record